Molecule: messenger RNA, 1335 nt
Organism: Trametes versicolor FP-101664 SS1
Lineage: Eukaryota; Fungi; Basidiomycota; Agaricomycetes; Polyporales; Polyporaceae
Exons: 3
Coding region: 1-1335 (444 amino acids)
Molecular function (GO): protein binding
Source: RefSeq, a predicted model, not a curated record
AUGGACGUUCAAGCUGGCGAAGAGUACCCUGUUCUGCCCGAAGACAUCAUCCAUGCUAUCCUUGAAUACCUGCAACACGAUAAACCUACCCUCGCCACCUGUUCCUUGACCUCUCGCGCCUGGACGUCUCUCUGUAGACGUCACCUCUUUCGCGACAUCACGGUCGAGAUAAGCCCCUACAAGCAUCCAGGCCGAAUCGAGGCGAUCGUGUCCCUCCUGCGCGAUUCAUACGACGCUCGUGCAUAUCUCCAAACACUCACCUUCAAGGCCGACAUAUACAACCCGUUCCCGGCGAACCUGGACGUAGUCACCUUUCGUGAGAUUCUGGAAGCUGCGCGUUCUCUCCGUCGUUUCACUCUUGUCGACAUGCUCCUCAUCGAUGAACACUCUCGGAGGUAUACGACGGCAGCAAACACCCAACCUACCAUCAGCUUGCCCCACCUAGCGAUAUCGAGUAACCGUAACCUCACCGAGGGGGAAUAUGUGACACUACUCGACGUACUCCUCCAAACAUUCGCACACCUAGAAACACUGGAUCUGGAUGUCUUCAUGGGCGCAUCUACUCAUCGCGACGAAAUGGUAUCCCUGCGACUACUUGCCAGAUAUUCGGACAUGGCGGUCUUUCCAACCAUCGACAACUUGGUUUUUCAUCCACCAUCAGACCUCCCGCUCCACCCGCUGUAUGACAUGUUACGCGACUCGCUGGUUUCGAGUCCGUCACCCUCGAGCGUCUCUUUCCACGGCAUCCGCAGUGACCACGAGGAAGUGAGGGCCCGGGUCUCCGAAUUCUGCGACAUUGUGAUCGACGGCGCCCGAGAAGUCUUGCAUGAGCUGGAGUUCCACCCGGGAAUGGCCGUCUUCCGGCGUGCUGUGAGUGCAUCCGAAGUCUGGAACUUGCCCAACCUCUCGCGGCACCACCGGCUAAGGACCUUGACGCUCCCCCUGGAAUGCGAGGAAUUUCCCUACUCGGGCGAGGAGGUGACUUGGAUGCUCGAUUCGCACGCGCACAUCCUUUUGCGACACCCACCCUUGUCUCUGGAGCGGCUCGUCCUCAAAGUCCGCAUUCCGUACAACCGGGACACUGUGCCCUAUUUACAGGGAUAUGUGAAGUAUCUGACUCAUGCACCGUACCGGUCGUCAUGGGCCGCUCUGGACGUCGCGCUCUCCAGCCUCCCGUCCUCCCCUCAGGUCGUCAUCGACUUCGUGGGCCCAUGGCAGGGCGUCGCGAGCGCGGGGGAGCUGGAGCGCUGCAUGCGGGAUCUUCUACCUGAUACACACAAAAAGGGCGUACUCCGCGUUGCUCUCGAAACAUCCUUUCCGCGCUGGAAAUUCUGA